AUGAAACUUGUGGGUUUAUUCGCCCUUUUGGCCCUCACUUGUGAGUCGCUGGUUGUUCAAAAACGUCUUGCAACCCCAGAAUCCAAAAACAAUGGAUACUUCAAGAUUGACUUUGAGGUCGCUGAAAGAGAUCCUUUUGAUCCAACUAGAGUCGUUAAACGUUCGGAAAUGGGUGGUAGAAGCACCAAUUACGAAGCAUUGGCUAAGAGAAGCCGUCAGCAAUUGCAUAAAAGAUCAGGGAACUCCUCCAGUGUUAAUGAUGCUGUGACAAUUUACAACAACCGGACGGUUGAAUAUUAUGCAAAUAUCUCCCUUGGAACCCCUCCUCAAAACUUCUCAGUGCAAAUGGAUACUGGAUCAUCUGAUUUGUGGAUUUUUGCCAAAUCCAAUCCAUAUUGUAAUUUCGGUUCCAGCAGUUCCAAAAGAGAUCUUGACGAAAAGGAUUGGAAUUACGAUGGUGCUAUGAGCUCUUUAGAAGCCGGAAUUAUCUCAAUUAAUAACGAUGCCUACACUGCAACUGAUGGUGAAUUUUCAACCAUUGAUGAUAAUACGGCCACUGCCAUCUCUUCUGCUACAAUCUUUAGUGUCACUUCUUCUGCUACAAAAGUUUCCAGUGCUACAUUGGGCACUACAACUGCUAGUGCUUCUGUCUCUGUUACCAAAACUUCUAGUGCUUCUGCUUCCGGUGGUUCUAAAACUUCUAGUGUUUCUGCUUCCGGUACAAAGACCUCUAGCGCUACGUCUGUUACUAUAACUGCCAGUGCUGCCACUUCUGGUACUACCACUUUAGCGUCGAGUGGUGAUUUUGAAUCUAUUAAUAGAAUAACCUACAUCACCCCAUCUUAUAAUUCUGAACAGGCAACGCUUUCAAUCGAUACUGCUACGGUGGAGCCUACCAUUGCUUGUGACGACUCAGGAUAUUUCAACCCUGACGACUCCAGCAGUUUCCAUGAGACCGACAAUACGUUCGUGAUCGGUUAUGCUGAUUACACAUUCGCCCAAGGGACCGUUAACCAAGAUACCCUUGUUUUUAAUGAUUUUGUCAUUGAGAACUAUACUUUUGGGCUUGCCACUGCCGCCAAUUCAUCAGAAAUGGUGUUUGGUAUUGGGUUGCAAGGCGACGAGACUUUGGGAUUGUACGAUAAUUUUCCGUUGAGACUCGUUGAUAGCGGGUACAUCAACCGUGCGGUGUAUUCUCUAUACCUUAACGAUUUCAAUGCCACUUCGGGGAGUAUCCUUUUUGGGGCAGUUGAUAGCUCAAAAUACACUGGUGCUUUGACCACAUUCCAAUUGAUUAACAUUUAUCCUCAAGAAUACACCAACCCUACCUUCUUUUAUAUCACCUGUGACAGUAUCGACCUUACUUAUGCUAGUAAUAGCUCCGUUGCUCUGAAGGUAUCUUCUGCAAAACACCCAAUAUUGUUUGACUCUGGAACUUCGGUCUUUCAAGUGCCUCCAACAGUAUAUGAAUGGAUUGGGGUGGCGUUCGAACAAAUCUCAUAUAUCGAAGAAGUCGGAGGUUAUAUUGCCAAUUGUAAUGCUUUAAAAGAAUAUAAUUUCGAUUUCACCUUCCAAGGUGUCACUUAUUCAAUUCCUCUUUCAUUCUUUGGUACCUCAAUGACUCAGGCCACUGAAAUAUUUUUGGGAGCGGUUGAUCUGAAAUACAAUAAAGCUGAUUAUUGCUUUUUGAAUAUUUUACCUAAUGAUGAAGGGGUUAUGAUUGCCGGGGAUACUUUAUUGCGGUGGUUCUAUGUAGUUUAUGAUUUGACAAAUUACGAAAUUCUGUUGGCCCAAGCAGUGUUUGAUAACAGUGCUGAAGAUAUCCACGUUGUUUCUGCCCUUGGUAAGAUCCCUGGGGCAGUAUCUGCUGCUGAUUCCGGUAUGUAUGAGUUCACAGAUGGUAGCCCAUCUGCCUCCGAUGGCGAAGAACCAACUUUCACAGGAUCCACUCCUACAGGAACAAAGAAUCUUAAUGCUGGUGGUAAAUUGACCAUUUCUUGGUCAUUGAUUGCUGGGGCACUCGCUGGUUGGUAUUUUAUCUUAUAG
Saccharomycopsis crataegensis is the source of this 2046-nucleotide messenger RNA. RefSeq lists its product as uncharacterized. The record is from RefSeq and is a predicted model, not a curated record. The coding region runs from base 1 to 2046 and encodes 681 amino acids. The transcript has a single exon. Gene Ontology annotation, biological process: proteolysis. Lineage: Eukaryota; Fungi; Ascomycota; Saccharomycetes; Ascoideales; Saccharomycopsidaceae. Gene Ontology annotation, molecular function: aspartic-type endopeptidase activity.